Molecule: messenger RNA, 2262 nt
Organism: Capronia coronata CBS 617.96
Lineage: Eukaryota; Fungi; Ascomycota; Eurotiomycetes; Chaetothyriales; Herpotrichiellaceae
Product: ATP-binding cassette, subfamily F, member 3
Exons: 2
Coding region: 1-2262 (753 amino acids)
Molecular function (GO): ATP hydrolysis activity; ATP binding
Source: RefSeq, a predicted model, not a curated record
AUGGAAGCCGAAAUUCAGGCUCAAAUUCCUCACAUUGACCCUGUCCUUUCAGAAUACUCUGUGGGAUAUCUCAAUCAUGCUUCGAAGCUCUACUUCUCUGAAGACGAGCCUUCUGGCCAGUCUCCCCAAGCGGAAGCGCUUGAUACCAUAACUGCUCUACUAGUGUCCGCCUCAGGGGACUUUUCCGAGCAGAAUGAAGCCUCUAUCAGAAAUCUGGUGGAGAAAUUCCUCUCGAGGUUAAAUGACGCAAAUGGCGUUGACCCGGAGAGACAGCAGAUGCCUUUCACAGCGAAGAAGCUUGAGCAAACGAUCCAGGUGAGCUCGCAGCGGAACAUCUCUUCUACUCUGGGUUUGACCAGUGGAGGAGUCGACCUGGAGGCUGCCAAUUCUCGAAAGGUGGAAUCCAAGGUGGACAAGAAGAAACUCGAAAAGGCCGAGCGGAAGAUCCGUGCAAAGCAAGAUAAGAAGACCAUGAAAAAUGUCGAAUAUGAGGCCUCGCGGUUACUGGAGCAGCCAGACAGCACUCAGUCUUAUGAGGAGUUCUUCAUGGCAAUCAACCCUCUUCAAUUAGGAGCCGAUGCCCAAUCAAAGAGCAAAGACAUCAAGAUCGACGGCAUUGACAUUGCUAUUGGUGGACAACGCAUUCUCACCGACGCAUCUCUCACGCUUGCCUAUGGUCGAAGGUACGGUCUUGUCGGUCGGAACGGUAUCGGUAAAUCAACGCUACUGCGUGCGUUGAGUCGGCGUGAAGUGGCGAUCCCAACUCACAUAUCCAUUCUUCACGUGGAACAGGAGAUCAUGGGAGACGACACACCGGCUUUGCAGGCAGUCCUUGAUGCAGACGUUUGGCGAAAGCAUCUUCUAGCCGAACAGGAAAAGAUAAGCAAACAGCUCACUGCGUUGGAGGCGGAACGAUCGAAGUUGGCAGACACAUCUCAGGAUGCAGCUCGCAUCGAUCUGGAAAAGGACGGCCUUGACACGACCUUGGGAGACAUCCAGGCCAAACUCAGUGAAAUGGAAUCUGACAAGGCAGAAUCCCGCGCCGCGAGCAUCUUGGCCGGCUUGGGAUUCUCGCCUGAGCGCCAACAAUAUGCCACCAAGACAUUCUCCGGUGGUUGGAGAAUGCGAUUGGCCCUGGCUAGGGCGUUGUUCUGUGAGCCCGAUCUGCUGCUGCUCGAUGAACCUUCCAACAUGUUGGAUGUGCCGUCGAUCACCUUCUUGGCCAACUAUCUGCAAACCUAUCCCAGUACGGUCCUGGUCGUCUCCCACGAUCGUGCAUUCCUCAACGAGGUUGCCACAGACAUCAUUCAUCAACAUUCUGAACGGCUGGAUUAUUACAAGGGAGCCAACUUCGAUUCAUUCUACGCCACCAAAGAAGAGCGAAAGAAGACUGCCAAACGUGAAUACGAGAACCAAAUGGUCCAGCGAGCCCAUCUCCAGGCUUUUAUCGACAAAUUCAGAUACAAUGCCGCCAAAUCGUCCGAGGCGCAAUCUCGGAUCAAGAAGCUCGAGAAGAUGCCAAUCCUCGAGGCACCCGAGGCCGAGUAUACCGUUCAGUUCAAAUUUCCCGACGUGGAGAAGCUAUCGCCUCCCAUCAUCCAAAUGUCCAAUGUUGCAUUUGGCUACACCCCAGAUAAACCUCUGCUACGGAACGUCGACCUGGAUGUCCAGCUGGACUCGAGGAUCGGGAUUGUGGGUCCCAACGGAGCCGGUAAGACUACCGUCUUGAAGCUGCUGAUCGGACAGCUUCAGCCCUCGUCGGGAUUGAUCAGUCAAAAUCCUCGUCUCCGGAUUGGGUUCUUUGCGCAGCACCAUGUGGAUGCGCUGGACAUGAAUACAUCGGCGGUGGGCUUCAUGCAAAAGAACUAUCCUGGCAGGACGGACGAAGAAUAUCGUCGCCACCUGGGUGCUUUCGGCAUCACGGGGAUGACGGGCCUGCAAAAGCUCGAAUUGCUGUCUGGAGGUCAAAAGUCCCGGGUUGCGUUUGCCUGUUUGUCAUUGACCAAUCCACAUAUCCUGGUGCUUGAUGAACCGUCCAAUCACUUGGAUAUUGAGGCAAUGGAUGCCCUGUCGACGGCUUUGCAGCAGUUCCAGGGAGGUGUAUUGAUGGUCAGCCACGAUGUGACCAUGCUGCAGAACGUGUGCACCAGUCUGUGGGUGUGUGACAAGGGCACAGUCGAGAAGUUCCCCGGCGAUGUCAAUGCAUACAAGAAGAAGAUCACUGCGCAAGCAAAUGAGGCGGGCGUUGUGCAAGCCCAUUAA